Messenger RNA from Myxocyprinus asiaticus (Chinese sucker), 8500 nucleotides. RefSeq names its product tyrosine-protein kinase receptor UFO-like. Gene Ontology annotation, molecular function: ATP binding; transmembrane receptor protein tyrosine kinase activity; protein binding. Gene Ontology annotation, biological process: positive regulation of phosphatidylinositol 3-kinase/protein kinase B signal transduction; natural killer cell differentiation; protein phosphorylation. The transcript has 20 exons. The record is from RefSeq and is a predicted model, not a curated record. Gene Ontology annotation, cellular component: signaling receptor complex. NCBI's taxonomy places the organism in Eukaryota, Metazoa, Chordata, Actinopteri, Cypriniformes, Catostomidae. The coding region runs from base 561 to 3362 and encodes 933 amino acids.
UGGAGGAAUGUGAGUUCUCUGAAGGGGGAGUAAAGGCGUCCUGAUGGGAGAAGUGUUUUGGAGGCAAAGGGAAAUUCAGACAUAAAAAUAACACCACUCGGGUUGGAAAACUCUGGUGCGCGUUUUGGGUUUUGCUUCAAGCGUUUCGAGACUUUACUUGAAGGAUGACUUAAAAGUUUCUCGAGGUUAAAAAGCAAGAAAACAGGGAAACAACGAAAAAGAAAAAAGAAAACAAGAAUAAAUUGCUAACUCUUUCACACUGCAUCUGGCAACAGCUCUCAACGGAUCUUGGGGACACCUAGACAGCUGUAACUUUUAAACUUUUACUCUUUGGAUUUUCUGGUUUUUCUGGAUUUUCUUUCUUUUUUUUCUUUUUUUUUUCUUUCUUCUUCUUGCCGGAUUUCUAUUUUUUUUCUUCUUUUCUUUUUUCUUCUUCUUUUCUUUUUUUCUUCUUCUUUUUCUUUUCUUGAAGAUUACUAAGAAAGCCGACUUCGUCCAAGAAAAAACGCUCAUCUGUGGAAAGUUCAAGCGCAGUCAGAGCUGUUCACUGGAGCUAUAAGAUGAUGCGAUCUGAUUCACAUCCAGCGAAGUUGCGGAACUGGAGCGGACCGAAACCCGACAAAACAAUGAUCGGACCAAACUUAUUCACUCUGCUGCUCAUUACACUGAUGCGCUUCGGCACUGCGGAACAUGUAUCAGGGCUGCACUUUGUGGAGAGCCCUGAGAACGUGACUUCCUCUCUGGGGAAGCCGGUUGUGCUGCAGUGCAUUCUGCAGGGGCACGGGGUGGACCAGGAGCCCCUGGAUGUACUGUGGCAGAGGGAGGGACAGCCGCUGGACUUAGCUGACACUAACCAGAUGCAGGUGCCCGUGGAUGAGGACAGCUGGCUGGUGAUCAGCAAACUCAAGAUUGAGGAGGUACAGCUCUCAGAUAUGGGCGCCUAUCAAUGUGUGGUUUACUCUGAUUUAGAGGAGACUUUAUCCAUUGAAGGACACAUACAGCUGGAAGGUCUCCCUCAUUUCUCAGUGGAGCCGCAUCAUAUGUCAGUGGUGGCUAAUGUUGGGCUCAGUUUGAGUUGUGUGGCUCACGGUCCUCCUGAUCCGGUUCGGGUCAUCUGGCUGCAGGACGGGGCUCAACUCAAUAAUCUGGAUGACCCAAUAUCCCUCUCACCCUCAACUCUCAACAUCUCAGGUUUGAAUAAAACCAGCUCUUUCUCCUGUGAGGCUCACAAUCGUAAAGGUGUGGCAUCUUCUGGCACAGGUGUUGUGACAGUCCUCCCCGCUGAGCCCCAUGACAUUAAAGCUGAAGACAUCACGAAUUCAAGCAUCCAUCUGUCUUGGCAGACAGGCUUUGGAGGAACCUAUUCCAUCAGCCAUUGCACUGUUGAGGUUAAACCUUCUGGCGAAGACUCCGUCGUGAACGCUGAUCACAUGAUCUACAACAAGAAUGUUAAUGGACCAAUCACCAGCCGCCUGAUCUCAGACCUGGAACCUUUCAGCCAAUACGAUUUUAGAGUGGCCUGCCAGAGCAGCCAGGGUGUCUCUGGUUGGACGGCAUGGGUAACCAUUAGCACCAGUGAAGGCGUUCCGGAUUCAGCACCAGAGAAUGUGACUGCUGUGGUGAACGGGACAGAAGUUCUGCUGAGAUGGUCAGAACCUUCUGGAAAGAUAAAUGGCCAUCUGCAGGGAUACAUGAUGGAGUACAGUGCUCCUCAUAUGCAACAGGUUGUGGUGGACAUGGGUUUGGACACAGAACUGUUUCUCAAUCUGUCUGCCCCCCAAUCCAAUGUGUCCUUCAGAGUGUGUGCGUACACUGGUGCGGGACAGGGGCCCUGGACACCCCUCCAAACCAUCACACUUAUAUCUUCAGAAAUGCUGCUUCACUCUAGAGGUCUGUCGAGUCAUCCAGCAUUCUCCUGGCACUGGUGGUAUGUGGUGAUGGCCAUCGCUGUUGCCAUCGCUCUCGCGGUGCUCUUGGCCGUGUACAUGACUAGGCUAAGGCAGAAGGAGACACGCUUCGGCGAGGCGUUUGAGCCCAUGAUGGAAAGCGGUGAACUUGUUGUUCGAUAUCGAGCUCGCCGAACAUACAGUCGACGCACAACUGAAGCCACACUAAACUCUCUGGGGAUCAGCGAUGAGCUCAAACAAAAGUUACAGGAUGUGAUGGUGGACAGACACAAACUAACACUGGGAAAAACACUGGGAGAAGGUGAGUUUGGCUCUGUUAUGGAGGGUUUGCUAACUCAAGAGGACUCUGUGCUCAAAGUGGCAGUGAAGACCAUGAAAAUUGCUAUCUGCACUCGUACUGAAAUGGAAGAUUUUCUGCGAGAGGCGGCCUGCAUGAAAGAGUUUGACCAUCAGAACGUCAUGAGGCUUCUGGGUGUGUGUCUGCAGACAGUGGAAAGUGAAGGUUAUCCGUCUCCUGUUGUUAUUUUGCCCUACAUGAAGCAUGGAGACCUGCACAGCUACCUGCUGUACUCCAGACUGGGUGACUCACCUGUGUACCUGCCCUCUCAGAUGCUGGUGAAGUUCAUGACAGAUAUCGCUAGAGGUAUGGAGUAUCUGAGCAACAAAAACUUCAUUCAUAGGGACCUGGCGGCUCGAAACUGCAUGUUAAAUGAGAACAUGAACGUGUGUGUGGCUGACUUUGGCCUGUCAAAGAAGAUCUAUAAUGGAGAUUAUUACAGACAGGGCCGCAUCUCUAAGAUGCCUGUAAAGUGGAUCGCCAUUGAGAGCCUGGCAGACAGAGUGUACACCACCAAGAGCGAUGUGUGGUCAUUUGGAGUGACAAUGUGGGAGAUAGCAACUCGUGGUCAGACGCCGUACCCUGGCGUGGAGAACAGUGAAAUCUAUGAUUAUUUGAGACAGGGCAACCGACUCAAACAACCUCCAGACUGUCUGGACAGCAUUUACUCCCUGAUGUUCUCCUGCUGGUUAUUGAGCCCAAAGGACCGGCCAAGCUUUGAGAUCUUGCGCUGUGAGCUCGAAAAGGUCUUGGAAGAUCUGCCAAGCCAAGACCCAGAUGAGAUACUUUAUGUCAAUAUGGAGGAGUCUUCCGGCGAGCUGGGGGCCGUGGGGGGCCGUGACCCCAUAAUGGGGCUCCCUUGUGCACUCGGGGCCCUGAAGGGCACAGGCACAGUGGCCACUGUGGAAGUCCACCACCCCAGCCGUUACGUGAUUUGCCCUCAGCACGAGAACCAGCGGCUAUUCAACACCGACUCCAUGGAGAGUCUCAACCUUAUAGGGUCUACACCCACUCCGGUGCUCCAACCUUCAUCCUGUUCCACUCCAGUGCUGCCCUCUGAAACUCAAGCCUCUGAGGAGAGAGAUGGCCCAGGUAGCAAGAAAAUGCCCUGGCAGUGAUGCCACAGUAACUGAAAUGGACUUAUACUGCCUCUUGUGGAGAGCUGAGUUACUGCUCCUAUCCCAAUUUUGCACAAACAUUCCACACACUCCGCCAGACAUUCAAUGUUUAAAAUGAAAAAAAAAAAAAAAAAACAUUUUCUUUCCAAAGUUUUUCCUUUGCUUUUCAAAUGAUCUUUUCUGUUUAGUGUAGAUUAUGAGAGGUGUAUGGAUCAUAAUUGAUGUUUUCCAUCUUAAACUAGUACCAACCAGGUAUGAUGCGAAAGGUUUCCAUUAUGCAAAGUCAAAAAACUUUGCAUACUAUCACAAAAGCAUGUGUGUAUAUAGUAUAUGCAGGAUAAUUAUAGAUAUCUAUAAUUAAAAUGAUCAUUUUUAUAUCAUUAAUUAGGUUUUUACUAUUAAAAACAGUUAACAGUAUCAAUUAUUAUGAAUAUGAAAUGAAUUCUUGAUAUCAGUAAUUACAUUGUUGAUAUCGGAAUGCGCAUUUGCACUAGUAUCAAUUACAACUAGUAAAAAUGCUAAUUUGUGACAUCUCUAAUUUGGUAUUCACUAGUGACAUUGUUAAUGUCAGAUAUCUUUAAUGUUAUUAUAACUAGUAAGAAAGCCUUUUAAGAUACUGUAUCUUUAAUUAGUCUUACAUUUAUUGAUAUCUUAAAUCCAUUUCCAGAUAUCUGAAACACCAAAUCUUGCAUGUUGAAAUAAAUGUAGAAAUAACAAUAAUUAGCAUUUGUACUAGUUGUAAUUGAACAGUUGGUAUCGGAAUGGGCAUUUGCACUAGUAGCAGUGUAGUUAUUGAUAUCAAAAAUGUAUUUCAUAUUCAUCAUUUGUUUAUAAUGAUUCUGUCACAUCUAGUUAGACUCAAAAGCUCAGAUAUACACAGCACACUUACCAUAGCCUUAUGAGAUUCAUAUCAGUAUAUAAUAAACUAAUGUAAUGAGGUCAGUGUUGUUACAUCAGGUCUAAGCUCAUCAUAUAGAUAGUAUGCUGCUGAUAUUGACCAUUCACCAUGAGCAGUAAACUCAGGAGGUGCUUGCAUCUGCAAUGACCAAUAAUACAAAGGUUAGAUUGACCAAAUGCCACAAACUAGCAUGAAACUGCCACUGUCUAGAAUGAAAUGGAACUGGUUGAAUAUUUAAAGGAAUAGUUCACCCAAAAAUGAAAGUUCUAAAGACUCGUUUCACAGCUCUUUCCAUACAACAGCAGUUCAUAUUGACCAUGUCUGUCAAGCUCCACAAAGGACAAAAUAUCAAAAACGGACCAUAAAAUAUAAUAAAAAUAGCAGACUGAUCUCACAGUGAAAUCAAACCAGUAGGUUGACUUUUCUUUAGCUAAAAUCAGUCUGGGCUUACCAAAUUGCAAAACACUGCCCCCAGUGGCCAAAGCGGGAUGGGCGUAUAGGUAUUGGGUGAAAUGUCCACAGAGGGGCACCAAAAGAGAGUUGUGAAGCGAGUUGCUUUCAGCUGUGAAGGCUGUAAUACAGUGAAGUGGAAUGCAUAUUUUAUAAGCUGAUACCCCCAACCACACCCCAAACCUAAACCUAACCAUCAGUGGAGUGAAAAUGUAAUGUUAUUGGAAAAAAUGCAUCCUUCGAAUGUACUCGUCACUAAUUAUGCAAACGCAAUUACUUCCUGGUGUCAACCUCAUCUGAACCCAGGUCUCCAAAGCAACACACUUCCGGUCGCACCACAGAGGAAGGUAAACAUUUUGGAGCUGAUCAAAAAAGUCUGAAAGGAGAUGCUGCUUGUCAGUGAGCCAACAUAAUGUGGCCGAUCACAGGAUUCCGGAACUAUCGGAAACAACAUGCCGACUUCCUGUGUGAUCAUGUUGAAAAAUAGUCCAUAUGACUUGUGUGUUAUAUUAGAAGUUUUCUGAAGUCAUAUGAUAGCUUUGUGUAACGUUUUCUGUUUACUCACAACAGACCUUAUUCACAGUUGUCUGGAGUUUUUUGUCUAAUGAAAUUUCUUAGAAAGAAUUUUUUUUACAGUUUCAUCAGUGGAAUGGUCCAAAACACUUUUAAAUAGGUUGUACAGUUUUUUUAGAGACUGUACGUCUGUCCCUCACAGACUCAUUGUCAUUCCCAUCAAAAUAACGUCUAUAGUUUUGCAUUGUCUCUUAACCCUAUAACAGCGUGUGUAUCAAAUAUGAUACUUAAUGUUUGACGGCUCCUUUUUCACUCUCUCUUUAAGCUGACGAGCCAAACAACCUAUGGUAUGUAAGUUUCACAUGUUUAUGGCACCAUCUAGUGGUUAUUUGUGAAAAGAGUGGUUUCAAUGUUUAUAUCGAUCUAUUUAAAAUGGCGACAGACUUGUGCAAAAAGUGACUUAGGAUUAUAUUGUUACUGAUAUUUAAAAAUGAGUAUUUCCUGAAUAUAAGCAACUUGUGCUCAGUUAAAAUUAAAUAUUAUUUUAUUGAAAAUCCCCUUUGAAAUCCAUGUAUUAAAUAUGAUACAACAGGCUUUUGAGGAAUAUCUCUCAAUCACCAUUACAUUCCAUUCGUGCCCACAACAAAACAAUCACAGAGCUUUGAAAAUUCUGACAUAUACAUUUUAUAAGAUAUAUUUAAAGUGUGAACUAAUAUUUCGGUGUAUUUCAUAUAUGCAGCCUGAUCUGUCAUUACAAAGAUCUCAUUAUUUUACAUUACAAGCUAUUAUGAUGUCAUCUUACCAUAAGUUUGAAAUGUGAAUAUAGAGUUUGGUGCAUAAAAUACAUAUGAUGAAAAUUGUUUUUUGAAAAAUAAUAUUUUAUUCAUAUUGUAUUUGAUGUGCUGAAGUGAAUUGUGAUACAUUUAAAUUCAUAUUUAUAAAAGGAGUGGAAGUUGUCAUGACCAAACUUUCAAACAUUUGGUAUCUCUGAAAAGCCCAGUGAUCCUCUGAUAAUACCCCAAGAUUUACCACUGUAGAAAAACCUCAGUAACAAAUGUCUUACACAAAAAUGAAUAGCUGGGCCUCAGGAGGAUAAUGACCUUUAAAGCCUAAUGUAUCAAAUAUGAUACAAAAAAAAAAAAGAUUUCUUUUUAUAGUUUGUCUAAUAGUACUAAAAACAGUUUAAUGUCAAGAAAUGUGAAUUUUCAGACAAUUCUUUCAUAUGUCAAGCUUUACAGUUUUGUGGCCCUCACAGUAGUUUGCUUUCCUUUCACAAUAGGUUGCAAAAAAACAAGAAAAUGAAUUAUGCUUAUGUCUGUAGAUUUUACUGUUGUAAAACCAUAGUUAAUUUUUGAAAGGGAUGGAUGAAAGUUAUUGCAAUGGAACCCAAAAUAAUUGUGAGGGAACGCAAAACUUAAAUUCCCCUCCCUGUCCUCUUCAGUGCUCUGUUAUCUUUUAAUCUGGAUGUGCAAAUGCAGUUGAAGAUGAUCAGUGAAUAAUGACUUAAAUCAGUUCAUCACACAAGCUAUUGUAUAACUUCAGAAGAAUUGGAAUAUAGCACACAAGACAUAUGGACUACUUUUAUGGCAUGUUUUGGAGACUGACAGAUGUGGUCAGGGAUGCUAGUGGAGUGAAAGAUGUUAAUGAUUCUAGAGGCCCAAAGGUACAGGGGGGCUCAAAACAAAUUCGAAACUGUAUUUCUUUAAUAGGGUAGGGGCCCAGAGCAAUAUACAGUCAGGGGGCCCAGAAUUCCUUGCUAUGGCCCUGGAUGUGGUAACCAUGAAUUGUCGUUGUUGCAUGUACGUACAGGUUUGGAACAACAUGAGGGUGAAUAAAUGAUUACAGACAUUUUAAUUUGGGGCGAACUAUUCAUUUAAUUUGUUCCUGUCUUCUAUGACAUUUUACAUGAAGUCUCUCAAGCCUCCUUCUGACGAGUAUCCUUUUCCAAAGAAACACAUGGAGGGUGACAAUUCUAAUCCACAGCAGUCAAAGCAAACCAAAUCGUCAGUGAUGUCAUAUCAGUUCAACAGUGUAAAUAGUCUAGCUAACUUCUAGUUUUAUACAUACAUCUGUUUCUGAGGUUUAUGGAAUCAACAAAGUUGAUAGAAUUUGUUUGAUUUUUACACUGAUGUGUAUUUUGUGGUUAUUGUCAUGUUAUUGUAAGCUGAUUUUGAAGAGUAGAAAUGGGCAGUAGACUAAACCGUUAGACCAGGUCUUUCUUAUCGGAGGCCCUGCCCCAUACUCAAGCACAGUAUUUUUUGUUUGUUUCUUGAUGUUUUUGGUAAAUUUGAUAUUUUGCACUAAUCAUUUUUAUAAGUGUUUUAUUUGUGUCUUUGUUUAUUAUGUAUUAUUUUGUAUCUGUCAUCAAAUUUAGACAAUGAUAUUAUAAUCUUAUCAAAAUAUUAUAAUAUUACAAAAAGACUCUGUCAAAAAAGUUCAAUGCAGAUAAACAAUUUGAGCCGAUCACAACAUUUUCACAAUUGUUUUUAACAAUUUUUAGAUGCAUUGUAAUUUGUUUAUUAUACAUGAAUUAAAAAAAAACAAAAAAACAAUCAAAUCUGAAAUAUAAGUAAAAGUGAAGUAGACAUUCUGAAACAAAUCCUUUUACAGGUACAUCAUAGAACCUGUGUGAGAAUGGUAUGGUGCGUUUUUCUCUAAUGUAAUGUGGUACUUUAUCAUAUCCACCCCUCUUAUAUCAGUGAGCCACAAUGCUUUAAAUGUUGUAUUAGAUGACAAACCACAGAGGUCCUGUCUAUGUAAAUAAUGAUACUGUUCAUGUGUGACAGUGCUCAAACAGAGUCAUGUAUGAUAAACAUUUUUGUUGUCUAAAAGCCUUUUAGAGUGUAUGACAGAAGCUCAGCAUUAACCUGACCAAAACCCUAGAGUCUGUUGUUUUAGACAUCUAGUGUGUAUAUUUCAAAUGCUCAUAAUUUUGAUCACUUUUGUCACUGGCACCAGUCUUUCAUAUGGAUUUGAAGGCCUUUUGGAGUUUCAGCUGACUGCAAAUGGACACAUUGUUAAAAAAAAAAAAAACUGCAGUCCCUUUUGUACCCAAAAGUGUGGUGACAGAAGUAAAAAAUCAAUAUUCAUUGAAGCACAUGCUUCAAAGUGCCUUUGAUAGCCAGUACUUUGCCUUAAAAUGGCUCAGUAAACGAUACACAAAAGUUUAGCUUUACUGUAGGUGUAUACUAUGUCUAAUGUUGUCUAGUUAACAUCAGUUUCACUAUUGUGAUUUUGAUACACAUUUGUAUUAAAUAAAUACUGCCUGCAUAGUUGA